AAGCCGCCGAAAGCCGCACCGAUAAAGAAAGAAAUCUCUUCCUUCAAACGUUCCGUCGCUCGCUUGUUAGUUCUAAUCUCUGUGUAAGUUCUUCUAUGGUGGGAAGUAACCCUAAUUCGAUUCUCACCUUCAAGUGGUGGGACAAAACCCUAGCCCUUAAUUACGGUCCUGUUAUUCUCUGAUGGCAUCCACGGGCUCAGAGAACCGAGAAAACCGAAGAAACCUAGCCACGGCGACGAAGGUGGUGGCCACUGAGCUGCCGCCUCAGAAACUAACGCUGUCUAUUCUUGACCGGUUCAAGGCUCUGCUGAGGCAGCGCGACCACGAGCUUAGGGGUUCGGCCGAAGACGACACUGUCACGCCGCCGAGCGCAGAGGAAAUCGUGCAUUUUUACGAUCUAUUGUUGUCGGAGUUAACAUUAAACUCGAAGCCCAUUAUCACGGAUCUCACCAUAAUUGCUGGCGACCAGAAGGAGCACGGAAAGGGCAUUGCCGAAGGCAUUUGCGCUCGGAUUCUCGAGGCCCCAGUUGAACAAAAACUGCCUUCAUUAUAUCUCUUAGACAGUAUUGUCAAGAAUAUUGGCCGAGAAUACGUUACAUACUUCUCUUAUUGUCUGCCAGAGGUUUUUUGUGAGGCAUACAGGCAAGUACAACCUGAUCAGCAUAAUGCCAUGCGGCAUCUCUUUGGCACCUGGUCAGCAGUAUUUCCACCUUCUGUCCUUCGUAAGAUUGAGGCAAAACUGCAAUUCUCUCCUUCAGCGAACCAUCAAUCAUCUGGUUUAACUCCCUCGAGAGCUUCUGAAUCUCCUCGACCCACCCAUGGCAUACACGUCAAUCCAAAGUAUUUGCGUCAGUUGGAACAUUCAACUGUGGAUGGUAAUAUUCAGCAAGCUAGGGGAGCUUCAGCUUUAAAAAUGUUCGGUCAAAAACCGUCCAUUGGGUAUGAUGAAUUUGAUUUGGGUCAGGCAGAGCUUGUAUCCUCACAGGCUGGAGACCCAAGAUUGAGCUCAACGGGAAAUGCAGUUGAAGAAUUUGCAGCAGAUCAUUCUUCUAGAAGGCUUGCUGAUAGGAGCUCUACAGCUCAUCUUAAAUUCAAGUAUGGAUUAGGUAGAGCAACUGGUGGCGAUGAGGAAAUGAGUAGCCUGCAUGGAAAACACUAUGCCGGUGGUAAUCAUACCUGCUUUGAAACUAAAACCAUGUACAAUGUCAGUAAUGGACAUGAGCACUUACAACCAAGAGCUUUGAUUGAUGCUUAUGGAAAUGACACUGGGAAGAGAUCUUUUAACGAUAAGCCUCUGCUUGGUCAGCGCCACAACAUAAAGGGUAUAGACAAUAAGGUUGUUACACCAUCAUGGCAGAAUACUGAAGAGGAAGAAUUUGAUUGGGAAGAUCUGAGCCGCCCUUUAGUAGACCGUAGCAGGAGCAAUGAUUUCUUGUCAACAUCUGUUCCACCUUUUGGAAGAGUCAGUUUUAGGCCUGCCUUUGGAGUACGAAGAGCUUCCCCUCUAGAGGCUAAUCAGGCUCAGCUUCCUGCACUGGACAAUUCUUCUAUGAUUGCUGAAGAUGCAGUCCCCUUACUAAGUUUUGGUCGUGGAUCAAUGGGGAAGAUACCAGGGUUCCGAGCUGAGAGAAAUCACAUUCUGGAUUCUCGCUAUCUACAGGAGGCCUGGAAUAUGCCUUCCCAUCUUGCCAAAGGAAGAGGAAGGAAUUUCCAUUUGCCUUUACUGGCAAGUGGUAUGUCUUCAUCAGAUGGUGAAAAAUCUCUAGUUGACAAGCUUCCUGAUGCUGAUUCAAAAAUUCACGGACCUCAAUCUAUUAUAUCAAGAUUUGGUUCUUCCAAUCUUGACUCUAUUAGUGUUGAGGUACGACCGGCAGUUGUACCAGCAUCUGUGGGGGUAAGGCCUCCGCUAAAUGUGCAUAAUUCUCACCCACUACCCCUGCAGCCUAUUUUUUCACAGAAGAAACAGAUGAAGAGCCAAUUUGACUCAAUAAAUUCUAGCAAUAAUGUCAACAAUCGUGGUCCAAAUGGGUAUUUAUAUGAUCAGCAGUUGGAUGGUUUUGGAAACAAGGAGCUGAGUGCUAUGAAACUGUCACAAUUAUCUAAUCAGCGUGCAGGACUAAUUUCUCUGAAUCAGCGAAACCAGGUUCAAGUCACUCCUUUACAGCCACAAUUUCUUCCAUCCCAGGGGGCACAUCCAUCUGCAGCUGCUGUAGUGCCACCUCAUUUAGUGGCUCCACGUUUGAAUCAUGGAUACAACCCACAAAUGCAUGGUGCUGCUGUUAGCUCAGUUCUGUCAAAACCUGUAACUGGUGCUCAGUUGAUGUUACCUGUUCAAAAUAUUCCAAAUAGCUCACUACAUUUACAGGGGGGAACCUUGCCACUACCUCCAGGUGUCCCUCCCACUUCAUCGCAAAUGAUACCUCUCACACAAAAUGCAGUUCCAGUUGUCGCUAAUCAGCCGACAAGCAUUUCUGGAUUGAUCGGUUCUCUCAUGGCUCAGGGUUUGAUCUCGUUGACCAGACCCACCCCUGUACAGGAUUCUGUGGGAGUUGAAUUUAAUGCUGACCUUCUUAAGGUGCGCCAUGAGUCUGCAAUAAGUUCCCUAUAUACUGAUCUCCCAAGACAAUGCAAAACCUGUGGCCUCCGAUUCAAAUGCCAAGAAGAGCACAGUAGUCAUAUGGAUUGGCAUGUAACCAAGAAUCGAAUGUCUAAGAACCGGAAGCAGAAACCUUCUCGUAAGUGGUUUGUAAGUGCGAGCAUGUGGCUCAGUGGUGCAGAGGCAUUGGGAAGUGAAGCAGUUCCUGGGUUUUUGCCUACUGAGGUCAUUGUAGAAAAGAAGGAUGAUGAAGAAAUGGCCGUGCCUGCUGAUGACGACCAGAAUGCAUGUGCAUUAUGUGGGGAGCCUUUUGAUGAUUUUUACAGUGAUGAGACAGAGGAGUGGAUGUAUAAGGGGGCUGUCUACUUAAAUAUGCCCAGCGGCUUGACAGCAGGCAUGGAUAGAUCUCAGUUAGGUCCUAUAGUGCAUGCUAAGUGUCGCUCUGAAUCUAGUGUGGUUUCCCCAGAAGAUUUUAGACAAGAUGAAAGGGGAAUUACUGCAGAGGGUAGUCAAAGCAAACGAAUGCGGCUUAGUUAGACCCUCUUCAUUGUUGUCUGUAACUUAAUAUGAUUUUGUUUAUUUUUUCGGCAUGCUCUUAACUUACUUCUACAGUAGCAUCAGAGCUUCCGGUACCUUGGCUUCAUGCCAGAACGUUGUACGUGUAUAGUUGGAUUUGUAUCAUACAACAUUAUCUUGCAGCAGAGUUUACAAAUUCCCAGGUUACCUUUC
Messenger RNA from Juglans regia (Persian walnut), 3325 nucleotides. Its product is annotated as polyadenylation and cleavage factor homolog 4-like. Gene Ontology annotation, molecular function: mRNA binding; RNA polymerase II complex binding. The record is from RefSeq and is a predicted model, not a curated record. Gene Ontology annotation, biological process: termination of RNA polymerase II transcription. Gene Ontology annotation, cellular component: mRNA cleavage factor complex; cytoplasm. The transcript is spliced from 8 exons. NCBI's taxonomy places the organism in Eukaryota, Viridiplantae, Streptophyta, Magnoliopsida, Fagales, Juglandaceae. The coding region runs from base 182 to 3133 and encodes 983 amino acids.